Molecule: messenger RNA, 1831 nt
Organism: Fimicolochytrium jonesii
Lineage: Eukaryota; Fungi; Chytridiomycota; Chytridiomycetes; Spizellomycetales; Powellomycetaceae
Product: pyruvate kinase
Exons: 7
Coding region: 9-1616 (535 amino acids)
Biological process (GO): glycolytic process
Cellular component (GO): cytoplasm
Molecular function (GO): magnesium ion binding; pyruvate kinase activity; potassium ion binding
Source: RefSeq, a predicted model, not a curated record
CGUUGUUGAUGGGAAUCUCACCGUUAUUCCUGCAAGCGCAGACUUCUCGAUAUAUUUCAACUUGGCCAAACCCCCUCCCCCCCAACCCAGCCUCUCCUCGCAACCACUCAACCGCUCAACCAGAAUAUAUCCCAAAGAUGGUCGCCGCAGAGAGGAAGAUUCACCCCGCUCACAUCGACGCCAACUCCUCCGAUGUCCUGCGCACUAAGGUCGUUUGCACAAUUGGCCCAGCAUCAAGCGCGCCAGAGAAGCUCGGCCAGCUCAUCGAGGCGGGCAUGAACAUCCUCCGAUUGAACCUGAGCCACUGCACCCAGGAUUUCGCCGCCAAUGUCAUCAGCAGCGUCCGGGCGUACCUGAAAGACAGCGGGUCCCUGGCUGAAGUCGCGAUCUGGCUGGACAUCAACGGUCCCAAAGUCCGGAGUGGAAAGCUGAAGAACGGCGAGCCAGUGACCCUCCACGCCGGCGACGAGUUUUUCUUUGUCAAUGACGCAUCCGUCGUUGGCGACAACACCCGGGUGUCUACCAGCUACACCAAGGAGAUUGUCAAGGAAGGCGACAAGAUCUACAUCGAUGACGGGCUUUUGUCGUUUACUGUUUUGGAGAGGCUGGCGGAUUCCAUUCGGUGCAAGGUUGACAACUCUGGCAUUUUGGGCGAAAGCAAAGGCAUCAACUUCCCCGGCGCCUUCAUCAACGAGCUCCCCGCCAUCAGCGAAAAGGACAAAACCGACAUCGCCUUUGCCCUCGACCAAGACGUGGACUUUAUCUCCGUCUCCUGCAUCCGCAACGUCGAGGACGUAGAAGAGCUCCGUCUCCUCCUCGGCAACCACCGCGUCAAACUCCUCGCCAAAAUCGAGAACAAGACCGGAAUGGACAACUACGAAAGCAUCCUCAAGAUGGCCGACGGCAUCGUCAUAGAUCGGGGAUACCUCGGCGCAGAGAUUGAUGUGGAGCUAGUGACAAUCGCGCAAAAGAAGAUGAUUGCCCUGGCGAAUGUGGCCGGCAAACCGAUCUUGGUUGCUAACCAGAUGCUCGAGUCGAUGAGAACUAACCCGCGACCGGCGCGGUCGGAGGCCGCGGAUGUGGCGAACGCCGUCAUGGACGGUGUCGACGGGCUGGUUCUCUCUGGCGAGACCGCUAUCGGCGAAUACGUCCUCGACUCCGUCUCCGCCAUGCGCCGCAUCGCCUACCAAGCCGAAAAAAACACCAACUACCUCGAACACCAGAUCAAAACCAUGCGCUCCGUCCCCAAACCCAUCCCCAUCUCCGAAUCCAUCGCCUCCUCCGCCGUUCUCGCCGCUCGACAGGCCAACGCCGCUAUCAUUGUCUGCAUCACUGAAUUGGGCGGGACCGCCCGUUUGGUUGCGAAAUACAGGCCGUUGAUCCCGGUUAUUGCCGCGACGCUGAUUCAGAGGACGGCACGACAGUUGAAUGUGAAUUUUGGAUUGGUGCCGUAUUUUCAUGCGGGGAGUGCGGAUACUGUUAUUCAUGAUACCUUGAAAUACGCCGUAGAACUAGGCCUCUGCAAACCAGGCCAGGUCGCCGUCGUUACCUCUGGACAACAUAUUGGGUUCUUGGAGGGCACAACGACAAAGAUGCAAAUGAUCCAGAUCCCAUAAAUCAUAUUAGACGUCUCUGUUACUCUGUAACGUCAAACUUUUCAGACGGGAUGUACAUCGCUACCCUACACAUUUCAUAACAACCCAACCUCCCCCCUCAAUAACAGAACUGACUCGUCCGAACGUUGUAUUUCCAGUGGGAUUUUUCUCCACCGCCCGUGGAUUUGUGUGGCGUUUUCUUCGUAUAGAAAUUUGAGGUUGUCUUCGUAUACGGU